Molecule: messenger RNA, 1872 nt
Organism: Grosmannia clavigera kw1407
Lineage: Eukaryota; Fungi; Ascomycota; Sordariomycetes; Ophiostomatales; Ophiostomataceae
Exons: 2
Coding region: 1-1872 (623 amino acids)
Source: RefSeq, a predicted model, not a curated record
AUGGACAUUCGAUCAGCGGCAACGGCCGAUAGCACAACUCGAGAAAGCGAAAGCGACGAGGAGGCUGAAGAAGAGAAACGAGACUAUAAAAUGCAACGAAGAAAAAGCACCGGAGAUGUACCGAUCGCUGUAGAACGUGGCAAAGGUGUGGGGUCGUUUCGACAGUGGACACCUUUGGCCGCGAUGCAAGAGAACAACAAGCGUAACAUGGACGAUACCGUAUUGCACGGCGAAAAUGUUGCGAGCCGUCCAGAUGGCCUUAUUACUCCCAUUCCGAUGUCGUCAACUCUGCGCAUUUCCGAAAGCCACAAGGCGCUCGGUCAUCCCUCCACUCCUCCAGCCUCACUUGACAACGCUUCCAUCCCCCCUCUGGCAGUGGAUGCCCCAGAUAUGGAUAAGACAGCGGAACUUGUAACACUGUGGUCCAAAAUCAGCACUGCGCAGCUACGAAGCGGACAAUGCCGAAAGACCAUGGCCGAAAUGCGGGUGCAAAUGAGGGCACUUCGACAGCAGAGACGAGAAAUGGAGAAUCGCUUCACAGAAAUGGAACAUGACUUACCCAAGAGUCUGCAUACAAAUUUAAUUAACUCCUCACGAGAAUUGCAAAAGAAAUACGACUCUGCUGAGUCUAAGUAUGAGGUUUUAGAGACGGAGUUGGAGGAGUUGGAGGCAGUUAAUCAGGAUGCCGAGGUCAAAUUACUUCGACUGUUGCUUGUCGGUCAUCCGGCAGAGGAUGCCAUUUUUAAAACCCUCGCCGACAGAAACAUGGCUACCCGAACAGAAGGAGAUACAUCAGUUACUAACGAUAAUAGCAGAGAGCAAAGGGAGACGGGAUGUCUUCCAAAUGGCCACGGAUCUUUUACGAUGAACAUUUCUUACCCCAAACCGACCAAGGACCCUUCUUUGGAUGAACCCUUACUUAUGGGAAUAUCUGGAGACCGGUACUCGGAUAUCCAUCCUCUAUAUGCAGAACUCAUUCACGCCAUCGGGGACCACCAGAUGGCAGACGAGGGCGUUUCUGAAUUACUUUUAGAGCGCGACAUUAUUUUAGGCGAGCUGCAAACGAAAUUACUAUUGGAACGCAUCCAACAAGGCAAUAUGUACAUGAGCGAGAAGGAACUCGAGGCCUUAAAAACGAGCUUGUCUAAAUCAAGUCCUGCUUCUCUCGCCGAAAACUACGCGUCCUUUAUGGGAGCGCAAGAUGCAGCCUUUUUACGGCAAUUCGACAGCAAACUGGACGCUUCCUUGGACGAGCUCAAUUACCAAGAGUCGAGGAUCAGCACGUUGCGUGAAGUCUGCAUUGCCACUGGAGCCAUGAGGAGAAAUAUGCCGUACAGAGAGGAGUAUGCUAUUUGGGGUCAGACUGCCGGUGUUGAAAAUGACGACCUGGUGCAAAUGGCCAUGGCGGACGCACCGCCACAAGGGACAAUGGACCCAAAUGCCCUCACACACCCAUAUUUCCCUAUUCUGUUAUCCAGUCCCAAGCACCUGCUUGAGGUGGAGCCUCUCACGGCCAAGGCGGCGCUGCAGAGGGCACUGAAACUCCCUGCAGACUACCCGAUGCGGGAGCUGAUGGUGCAGGAAAAAGUCAAGGAAUACGGAAUUUCCACCGCGUUGACACGAUUUAAGGAAGGGCACAAGACGGAUUUCAUCAAUCGCUGGCUGCUACAACGUCUCCGCAUCUCUCCCCUAGAGGUGGAACUCCUCUACUCUCUCUUCAAAAUGAGACUCGAAGUGCUGAACUAUACGCAGUGGCAAACGGAUGUUCUCCGUUUCUGGACGGAGGAUGGCCUCCAGUCUGCAUCUGGCCCGGUGACGGCCUGCGCCUCGGUUCCUUCAAUAUCUUCGGAGGAAGCAGUUCGCACCUUUUGA